AUGAAGGUUUUCAUUUGCUUUGUUACUUCAUUAGCCGUGGCUAAUGCUGGUCUAAUCGGUGGCAGUGUUGGUAGUUCUAACGGCUAUGCCGGUGCAUUCGGUGGUUCUUACGGCGGCGGUGGUUACGGUGGUGCAUUCGCCAAUAGCGGCGCUGCAGUAAAUGCAUUCAGUGAAGCUAGUCUACACCCUUCUUAUGGUGUCUGUAACGGCAUUUGUGGAAGUGGUUUUGGUGGCGGCUUCAAUGGUGGUUAUGGCAACGGCUUUGGUUUUGAUGCGCCUGUUAAAGUUAUCAAAGUCAUCUCUCAGAGUGUUGGUGGUGGCGAUUUUGCUGGCGGGCUGUCUAGCGGUUAUGGCGGCGGUUUCUCCACCGGUUAUGGCGACGGUUUCCCCAAUGGUUACGGCGGCUUUGCCAAUGGUGCUCCAAAUGUAAAAAUUGUUAAAGUUAUAAAAGGAGAUAUUGGUUCCAUUGGAGGUUAUGGUGGUUUCGGUGGCCAAGAUGUCAAAGUUAUUAAAGUUUUAAAGUUACCUAAUGGAAAUAGUGGAUUUGGUGCCUAUAGCGGAGUGGGAGCUGGAGCUGCAGCCUUUCACGGCAUUCAUGCAGGCCAUCAUGGGUUUGCUCACAAGUGAAAAUAAUAUAUGGUUUAAAUUCACAUAUUGUGAUUGAAAUUCAUUUAGAUUAAGGCUUGUGUAUAUUCCCAUGUGUAAGAGUAUGUUUUUUUAGAAGAAUCCAAAGACCUAUCCUUACAUAUAAUGUUGUUGAUUAGUUUUUAAGUUUCA
Musca domestica (house fly) is the source of this 777-nucleotide messenger RNA. RefSeq lists its product as uncharacterized. The record is from RefSeq and is a predicted model, not a curated record. Lineage: Eukaryota; Metazoa; Arthropoda; Insecta; Diptera; Muscidae. The transcript is spliced from 2 exons. The coding region runs from base 1 to 627 and encodes 208 amino acids.